Messenger RNA from Mya arenaria, 2120 nucleotides. RefSeq lists its product as uncharacterized. The record is from RefSeq and is a predicted model, not a curated record. The transcript is spliced from 2 exons. NCBI's taxonomy places the organism in Eukaryota, Metazoa, Mollusca, Bivalvia, Myida, Myidae. The coding region runs from base 302 to 1834 and encodes 510 amino acids.
CCAUGUUACGAAAUAUUAUAGCAAUUUCUAAAAUCCUUUUUCCAAUUAUCUUUUCAGCCAAUCUGUUAAUAUAUCUAACUACCUGUAUGAGAGCGGUAAUUAGAAAACGAAGGUUAUUAUAAUGACAAAACUGAGGGAACAAAAAUGUAUAGAGGAAGAAACAAGCAAACGAUAUGCUUUACUUAUGUGGAAUCACAGUUUUGUAAAUGAAUGUAAUUUACAUUUUUUGUUUGGAAAUUGAUAACGUAGAUUAAACCUAACACUGAGAGGAAAAUACCGCCAGUGACGGAAGUUGGAAGUUAUGACCAGUCAUCGUUCCCAGGUGGCGUUUGGCCGGAAUUUUAGCCUGCAGAAGGAGCUAGAGGACAAAUACCUGAACAUUCGAAGGCGAUUCAGAUUUUCUCGCAGACGACAAGAAGCAUUCGAAGAAGAAUGCGUCGAGAGCCUUUAUAAGUUACUUCUUUAUUCCAAAGAAAGGCAGAAAGACGAGAAUCCGCCGACAGAGGAUAAAACACCGCCCCCGGAAAUAUCGGCAUCGAAAGUGCGCCAAAAUGGUGGCGCAAAGUCGGUUCCACCGCCGACUCGUCCUUAUUCAGUGUUUGAGAUUGCAAAAAAUCCAGAGCUAGCCCAGGAUAUGACGAAGCGCCCAGCAACAGCUUUGUCACUGUCGAUGUCAGCAAAGACUUACACACAGUCGUACAGUUUUUCCAAAGACGGAAUGAACAUUGGUCUUACAAGACGGGAACGUUUCAUGAGAACGAAAUCACUUAAGGAGAAGAGUGAAAAUAACUCUAACGUUGUGUUUGAACAUGAGAAAAAUAAAGAUCGGUACGAGUUUGAGGAAAAGGAAGAUAACCCGGGGAGAGACAAUUUCCUUGAAUCUAUUGACAAAGAGAACAACAAAUUCACAAAAAAGCUUGCGUUAUCUACUUCUCCAGGGCAAUCGCUCGAAUCUAGGAAAUCCUCAACAAUACCAAGUAAGCAUGGUAACACUUUGCGAACUACGCCAACGGCUACUAAGACAUCAGUGGAUCUUUACCGUGCCAACACACCGUCCGUACAUGUAAUCCCGGCACGUGUGUCUUCAUCUCUCAACACAGAACCGUUUGAUGACGUUGAUGGUCAAUUUCACCAUGAACAAAAGGCGACCUCUGCUGAUGGAACACUUCGUGUUCCGGGUAAACCAAUGUUACGUGCAAAUUCCACGUUACCGCAACGGCGUUCUGGGACGCCAUUAAAGACAGUGGUUACGGAGUCAAGACUCGAUUCGACAGGACACAAGUCGCCGAUAUCAGUAAGAAUUACGCAAACAGUAGCUGACACACCUAUGGAACAUGAUCGGGGUAUGUACAGCGCUACUCCACGUCCGGACACAUCUUUUGACCACAUCGAGGAAGAACUAAUUCCCUUAACUGAUGACGAUAAUGAACAUCUUAAUAAGCUCACCGGUUACCGUGGUAACGAUAACACAAUUAGCAGACUCGGUGCAAAAAGUGCAAUUCCAUUUAAGGAAACCGAAAAGAUUGAUUUGCUCCACGUAUCUGCGGAAAAAGCUGAAACUUUCCUCAAAGAUUACUCCAAAAAGUCCAAAAUAUUCGGAUACGUCGUAAAAACGCGGACCUCAACGAUUGCUCCUAAAGAACGUCUACGUUCCUAUCGUUCUCCUUGCAUCACGUACCAGGAGCUCGUCUCUAUCAAGGCGAACAUCCGACAGCACCAGGCGCAUACCAAGACUCUUCUACAAAGCAGUGCUAAGCUUAGCUCGUACGUUGACACGCUGGCAAACGCUAGUCUGGUGCGAGCACACCGGGAAUCGUUGUUACGUAACCAAUAGGGAGUUUAGUUUAGUUUAUACCAAUUCAUUUAAAGGCCUAGAUUAAGGAAUGUUCGGCAUGAUAAUCCUCUGCAGUGCAUCUUCUGCUAAUUGCGCUGGUGUCACAGUAGAGGCCAAUUUCCUGUGUAUUCGUUUAUUGGCUCAGGGCCAUUUAGGGUCCAUUUAUAUGAUAAAACAUCCAAAACUGCACAACAGGAUACUCAGAUUGGAGAUCUGAUAAGCCAAUUAGGCAAUAAGAUUUAGAUCAAUUAACAGAGGUUGUGUACAAAUACACGGUUUUGUUUGU